AUGAGCCCAGGUACAUCUACAGGGGGAAUUAUCUCCAUCUUAUUAGGAAGGUUACGUCUCUCAGUGGAAGAUUGCUUGGACAUAUACGCAAGUCUAUCUCGUAAAGUCUUCAAGAAUGAGCGGUUCGGCAAGGGCUUCUUCCAGUCAAAGUUUGACCAUACAAUCUUGGAAGAAGUCAUCAAAAUUGAACUCAAGAAGAUUAAGAAGCGCACAAGACGGCACGAGACUGGGCAGGACGUACCUCUGGGUGGCGGCGAUAGCGAUGGAGAAGAACCAAGCGGCGUGCCGACUGACUCUGCAUCGCACAUACGCGUGCGACCGAGGAGACCUGGUUCUCCUGAUAUCCAAGAGGGCAUCGAGGCGAGAAUGUUGGACACCUACGACCGUGCGUGCAAAGCGUUUGUUUCCGCUACACCUGGUAUUGAUGUCCAGCGUGACCAGCCAAAGCUCUUCCGAACUUAUCAGAGCCGUGAGACCAACGCUGUACCAGAUUGCAAAAUUUGGGAAGCUAUCCGUGCUACUUCUGCCGCUCCUACCUUCUUCGACUCGAUCACAAUCAACGACCUUACGUACGUCGAUGGUGGAUUUGGUUGUAAUAACCCUUGUAUCGAGGUGUACGAAGAAGCCCGCAAAAUCUGGCCCAACCGGGAGAUUGGCGUGAUCCUCAGUCUCGGAACGGGGAUGCCAAAGGUUCUUUCAAUAGACAAUCCAUCUUACUUUGACCAGUGGUGGCCUCGACCAUGGGUACAGGUCCUGGAGAGGAUUGCAACACAGUGUGAUGCAACUCACCAGGAGAUGUAUCGCAAAAGGGAGCUCAGAGGCAAAUACUUUCGCUUCAAUGUGCAGCAAGGACUUCAGAGCGUCUCGCUAGCCGAAUGGGACAAACUGGGCGAGGUCGGAACGCAUACAGAGCAGUACAUGCGAGACGCGGACAUAGUCCCGAAACUCAACCAAGCAGUCGAGUGCAUUCUCGCUGUGGAAACUGAUCCUGGAGUUGGCACGGAUGACGAGGAACAGCAGGAACCUCCAAGUUACUCUCGAGCAAUUUCGCUGUAUCGUUGA
Messenger RNA from Serendipita indica DSM 11827, 1062 nucleotides. Lineage: Eukaryota; Fungi; Basidiomycota; Agaricomycetes; Sebacinales; Serendipitaceae. The record is from the annotation of a GenBank genome assembly.